Molecule: messenger RNA, 3138 nt
Organism: Fukomys damarensis (Damara mole-rat)
Lineage: Eukaryota; Metazoa; Chordata; Mammalia; Rodentia; Bathyergidae
Gene: Pik3c2g
Product: phosphatidylinositol-4-phosphate 3-kinase catalytic subunit type 2 gamma
Exons: 22
Coding region: 201-2867 (888 amino acids)
Biological process (GO): cell migration; phosphatidylinositol 3-kinase/protein kinase B signal transduction; phosphatidylinositol-3-phosphate biosynthetic process
Cellular component (GO): phosphatidylinositol 3-kinase complex; plasma membrane; cytoplasm
Molecular function (GO): 1-phosphatidylinositol-3-kinase activity; phosphatidylinositol binding; 1-phosphatidylinositol-4-phosphate 3-kinase activity
Source: RefSeq, a predicted model, not a curated record
CAGUAAACAUACUGCCUUAUCUCAGCCUUUAAAAAUAUUGCUCUGUCUCUUUGUUUCCUAAAUAGUUCUUUCCUAAAUGCCAUGCUUUUCUGGAGGCUCAUGUUCAAGAACCCAGUCAUUUCUACACAUCAAAGACGACUUGAGAAAAGAAACAAAGGAUCAAUUUUCCUCUUGAAACAAAAUCACUCCCAAGGGAAUCCAUGCUCACAAUAAAAGUGUUUGGGAUUGGUUGUACAAACAACACUGCAGAUUUAUUGGCCUGGACCUGUCUUCCAUUGUUUCCCAAAGAAAAAUCCAUUCUCGGGUCUGUGCUGUUCAGCAUGACAUUACAGAAUGAGCCUCCAAUGGAAAUAAUAGCUCCGGGAGUGUGGGAUAGAAGUCAGCCAGCCCCGGUGACCCUACAGAUUGAUUUUCCAGCUACUGGAUGGGAGUAUAUGAGACCUGAUUCUGAAGAGAAUAGAACUCAUCUUGAAGAACCACCGAGAGAGUGUUUGAAACAUAUUGCCAGUCUUUCGCAGAAACAGACUCCUUUAUUACUCUCUGAGGAAAAGAGAAGAUACUUAUGGUUUUAUCGCUUCUUCUGCAAUAACAAAAACUGCUCCCUCCCUUUGGUCCUGGGAAGUGCCCCCGGAUGGGAUGAAAGGACUGUUUCAGAAAUGCAUACCAUCUUGAGAAGGUGGAAAUUUUCUCACCCUUCAGAAGCACUUGGGCUUUUGUCUCCCAGCUUUCCAGAUCAAGAAAUUCGGAAAGUGGCUGUUCAACAAUUGGACAACCUCUUGAGCGAUGAACUAUUGGAGUAUCUCCCACAGCUCGUUCAGGCUGUCAAGUUUGAGUGGAGCCUGCAGAGUCCUCUGGUGGAACUUCUCCUGCACCGCUCCUUGCAGAGCAUUCAGGUGGCUCAUCGUCUUUACUGGCUGCUAAAGGAUGCACAAAAUGAAGCUUAUUUUAAAAGUUGGUAUCAGAAGCUGUUGGCUGCUCUCCAGUUCUGUGUAGGAAAAGCCUUGAACGAUGAAAUUUCCAAGGAGAAGAAACUUAUCAGAAUUCUGAGAGACAUUGGGGAAAAGGUCAAGUCUGCCAGUGACUCUCAAAGACAGGAGAUACUAAGAAAAGAGGUCGGCAGACUAGAUGAAUUCUUUCAAGAUACGAAUACGUGUCAUCUUCCAUUGAACCCUGCACUGUGUAUAAAAGGGAUUGACCGCAAUGCAUGUUCAUAUUUCACAUCUAAUGCUUUGCCAUUGAAGAUUACUUUCAUCAAUGCUAAUCCACUGGGCACAAACAUCAGUGUCAUUUUUAAGGCUGGAGAUGAUCUUCGCCAGGAUAUGCUUGUUCUACAGGUUAUUCAAGUGAUGGACAACAUUUGGCUACAGGAGGGUCUAGAUAUGCAAAUGAUCAUUUAUAGAUGUCUGUCCACAGGGAAAAAUCAAGGGCUGGUGCAGAUGGUACCUGAUGCUGUAACCCUGGCAAAGAUCCAUCGCCAUUCUGGACUCAUAGGACCACUGAAAGAAAAUACAAUCAAAAAGUGGUUCAGCCAGCACAACCACGCGAAGGCAGAUUAUGAAAAGGCCUUGAGGAACUUUUUCUAUUCCUGUGCUGGCUGGUGCGUGGUGACCUUCAUCCUGGGAGUUUGUGAUCGUCACAAUGAGAACAUCAUGCUGACAAAGGCGGGCCAUAUGUUUCAUAUCGACUUCGGAAAAUUCUUAGGUCAUGCACAAACAUUCGGAGGGAUUAAAAGGGACAGAGCCCCUUUCAUUUUUACCUCAGAGAUGGAGUACUUUAUUACAGAGGGUGGGAAAAACCCACAACACUUUCAAGAUUUUGUGGAGCUUUGCUGUAGAGCAUAUAAUAUUGUCAGAAAGCACAGCCGACUGCUCUUAAACCUUCUAGAAAUGAUGCUACACGCAGGAUUGCCUGAGCUACGUGGAAUCCAAGACCUGAAAUACGUGUAUAACAACCUUCGCCCACAAGACACAGACCUGGAAGCAACAAGUCAUUUUACCAAGAAAAUAAAGGAAAGCCUGGAGUGUUUCCCUGUUAAAUUGAACAAUUUGAUCCACAUACUCGCGCAAAUGUCAGCUGUGAACCCCACCAAAUCUCCUCCGAUGUCCUCCCGGAACUCCUGUGUACUAAGUACAGCCGGGUCAGUUCAAAGGGCAACAAUUUUAGGGUUCAGCAAGAACCCCAGUGAACUGUAUUUGAUCCAGGUGACACGUGGUAACAAGGAAACCAGCCUGACAGAAAAGUCAUUUGACCAGUUUUCAAAAUUUCACAACCAACUUCAGAAGCAGUUUGCAUCACUGACCCUCCCAGAGUUUCCUCAUUGGUGGCACUUACCUUUUACAAAUUCUGACCACCAAAGAUGCAGAGAUUUAAAUCAUUACAUGGAGCAGAUAUUACAUGGACCAUAUGAGGUUGCAAAUAGUGAUUGUGUACUUACUUUUUUCCUCUCUGAGCCCGUGGAACGAAUGAUUGAAGAAUCUUCACUUGUGGACCCAGGUGAGAAGUCUGCAGACAAGAAUCCUAAGGUGCAGCUAGUGAUAUCACAUGAGGAGGCAAAGCUGACUAUACUGGUAAAACACAUGAAAAACAUUCAUCUCCCAGAUGGCUCUGCGCCCAGCGCACAUGUUGAAUUUUAUCUUUUACCAUCUCCCAGUGAAGUUCGUAGGAGGAAAACAAAAUCUGUUCCAAAAUGCACCGACCCCACUUACAAUGAGAUUGUGGUAUAUGAUGAAGUCGCAGAGCUCCGAGGGCAUGUCCUAAUGCUUAUUGUGAAGAGUAAAACUGUUUUUGUGGGAGCAAUUAACAUCCAACUCUGUAGUGUCCUGCUCAAUGAAGAAAAAUGGUAUCCACUAGGAAACAGCAUAAUUUGACCAUUACAACGAACAUAUGCAUUAUUCAUUAACUGAUUUUUUUUUCACUCCUAGGUCUCUUUAUCACAAAAGCAGGAUAUCUUUGUUGCAUAGGAUAUUAGGGACAUAAGAAAAAUAAUCAAAGUCAGCCUGUUAUAAUUAUUUAUUCUCUCUCUGUUCUUUCCUUAUUUUCUUAAGAUCUUUUUGCUUACAGUUAAAAGUAAUACUUUUAGCUGGUGGUGGCACAUACCUGUAAUCCCAGCACUCAGGAGGCUGAGGCAGGAGGAUCACU